CUAUUUGCUUCCCCACUUGCUUUGUAGAAAAUAUGAAAGGCAAUAUGAACAAGGUGUUGAUUGCGCUAGUAACAUGGUUUUGCUGGACUGUGGUGUUUGGAUUGGCUAGAGUUUACCCGUUACAAACAAAUGGUAAUUCUGUCGCCAUAGCCAGCUUUACCAUUACUCGGUAUGGCGAAACAGAUAAAGCUGACUAUUUACAAUUCAUGGAAGAUAUACGAAGUAAAUUAGGUACUGGUACUCCAAGUCAUGGAAUUCCAGUAUUACCUGUCUCAGUUUCUAAAAAUCAAAAGUAUACUACAGUGGAACUUAUAAAUUCAGGGAACAAGAAAGUAACAAUAGGUUUAAAUGUGCUGGACCUUUAUGUGGUUGCUUACAAAUUAGAAAAUCAAAAUUCCUAUUUCUUCAACGAUCCAAAAUUCAAGGACGCAACCGACUAUCUUUUCAAAGAUACAAAACAAAACCCACUUAAAAUCAGUGGUAACUAUGAAUCCUUGAAAACCCAAGGAGGUGAUAGAGAGACAGUUUAUUUAGGGGUUGGGCAAUUAGACUCUUUCAUUUAUACACUCUACGAAUCGACAUUGCCAAAAGAUAUUGCUAAGCCUCUUGUUUGUAUUAUUCAAAUGGUUUCAGAAGCGACACGAUACAAAUAUAUUGAGAAUGAAGUGGUGAAACAUAUUAGCGACCGCUUUCUGCCAAAGGGCGACAUAAUCAGCCGUGAGAACAAAUGGCAGGACCUUUCUGAAGCAAUUCAAAAAUCUGUAGCAGAUGAAUUUACAAAACCAGUUCAAUUGCAAGCUCCAGAUUAUAAUGUGUACAAUGUGUACCGUGUCCAACAAGUGAAAGACGAUAUGGGACUCUUGCUCAACCAAGCCAAUUCCGGCGAGACUGAAGACAUUACUACCUAACUAAAAUCUGAAAUGGCUUGUACCACAUAUCUAGCUUGCUAUAAGAAUAGCUUAAAUAAAGGGCAUCAAUUAUUGUUGUCUACAAAUGCAGUAAAUAAAUGCUAAAAAGUAAACGGGGUUAGCUCAUUCCCUCUUCUUUCCUA
This is a messenger RNA of Jatropha curcas, 1051 nucleotides long. Its product is annotated as ribosome-inactivating protein cucurmosin-like. Gene Ontology annotation, molecular function: rRNA N-glycosylase activity. NCBI's taxonomy places the organism in Eukaryota, Viridiplantae, Streptophyta, Magnoliopsida, Malpighiales, Euphorbiaceae. Gene Ontology annotation, biological process: negative regulation of translation. The record is from RefSeq and is a predicted model, not a curated record.